This is a messenger RNA of Mustela lutreola (European mink), 2005 nucleotides long. It is a transcript of the gene NKX2-1, whose product is annotated as NK2 homeobox 1. Gene Ontology annotation, cellular component: nucleus. Gene Ontology annotation, biological process: cell differentiation; regulation of transcription by RNA polymerase II. Bases 313 to 1749 code for a protein of 478 amino acids. Lineage: Eukaryota; Metazoa; Chordata; Mammalia; Carnivora; Mustelidae. The transcript is spliced from 5 exons. The record is from RefSeq and is a predicted model, not a curated record. Gene Ontology annotation, molecular function: DNA-binding transcription factor activity, RNA polymerase II-specific; RNA polymerase II cis-regulatory region sequence-specific DNA binding.
GAUAUUUGGUUAUUCCCGGGGAAGCAAGUGCACUUUUGCAUGGCUGAGCUCCGGGCGGAGGCGAGCCUCAGCCCAGCCUCCCGCCUGCUGGGUUGCUCGCGCCUUGGGAUUCGCCCCCUCCCGGCCAGCUGGUCCCGCCGGGUUCAGGCUCAGUUCCGCCCGGCAACAGGCGGGCGGGUACUCACGACGCUCCCAGCCCGCGCCCUCCCUGAAGCAUCAGAGGGGAAAACAGCGUGGCCCUGGGCUCGGGUGCUGGGGCUGUGAUGUUCUCGGAAAGUCAGCUCCAGCCCCAGAACCCCGCGUGUCCGGGCGAUGGGCGAGGGUCGGGGACACCAGGGUUCGUCCCCAGACUCGCGAGCUCGUUUGGUGGCGACUGGGGCUCGGCGCCGCGACGCCCGAUGUGGUCCGGAGGCAGUGGGAAGGCGCGGGGCUGGGAGGCCGCGGCGGGAGGGAGGAGCAGCCCCAGCAGGCUCAGCGCUUACGCCCCGCCUCUGGUGGCUGCCUAAAACCUGGCGCCGGGCUAAAACAAACGCGAGGCAGCCCCCGAGCCUCCACUCAAGCCAAUUAAGGCGGACUCGGUCCACUCGGUUACGUGUACAUCCAACAAGAUCGGCGUUAAGCCGCCGCCGAAUCAUGUCGAUGAGUCCAAAGCACACGACUCCGUUCUCAGUGUCUGACAUCUUGAGUCCCCUGGAGGAAAGCUACAAGAAAGUGGGCAUGGAGGGCGGCGGCCUCGGGGCUCCGCUGGCGGCUUACAGGCAGGGCCAGGCGGCUCCGCCGGCCGCGGCCAUGCAGCAGCACGCCGUGGGGCACCACGGCGCGGUCACGGCCGCCUACCACAUGACGGCGGCGGGGGUGCCCCAGCUCUCGCACUCCGCCGUGGGGGGCUACUGCAACGGCAACCUGGGCAACAUGAGCGAGCUGCCGCCGUACCAGGACACCAUGCGGAACAGCGCCUCGGGCCCCGGAUGGUACGGCGCCAACCCAGACCCGCGCUUCCCCGCCAUCUCCCGCUUCAUGGGCCCGGCGAGCGGCAUGAACAUGAGCGGCAUGGGCGGCCUGGGCUCGCUGGGGGAUGUGAGCAAGAACAUGGCCCCACUGCCAAGCGCACCACGCCGGAAGCGCCGGGUGCUCUUCUCCCAGGCUCAGGUGUACGAGCUGGAGCGACGCUUCAAGCAACAGAAGUACCUGUCGGCGCCCGAGCGGGAGCACCUGGCCAGCAUGAUCCACCUGACGCCCACUCAGGUCAAGAUCUGGUUCCAGAACCACCGCUACAAGAUGAAGCGCCAAGCCAAGGACAAGGCGGCCCAGCAGCAACUGCAGCAGGACAGUGGCGGCGGCGGCGGCGGCGGGGGCGCCGGGUGCCCGCAGCAGCAGCAAGCGCAGCAGCAGUCGCCGCGCCGCGUGGCCGUGCCUGUCCUGGUGAAAGACGGCAAACCCUGCCAGGCAGGCGCCCCGGCGCCCGGUGCGGGCAGCCUUCAGGGCCACGCGCAACAGCAAGCGCAGCAGCAGGCGCAGGCUGCUCAGGCGGCCGCGGCCGCUAUCUCAGUGGGCAGCGGGGGCCCUGGCCUGGGUGCGCACCCGGGCCACCAGCCGGGCAGCGCGGGCCAGUCUCCGGACCUGGCGCACCACGCCGCCAGCCCCGCGGCGCUUCAGGGCCAGGUCUCCAGCCUCUCCCACCUGAACUCUUCGGGCUCGGACUAUGGCACCAUGUCCUGCUCCACCUUGCUAUAUGGUCGGACCUGGUGAGAGGACACCGGGCCGGGCCGGGCCCAGCGCGCUGCCUCAUCGCUUUCCCUCCUGCCGGCCACACAUCACCAUCUGCCCGCCGCUCCCUGCGCUUCGACUUUUCUUAAGAAUCUGUCCCAUACAGACCAAGGGAAAACACACACACACACACACACACACACACACACACACACACGCCAAACUGCUGGACGUCUUUUUUUUUUUCUAAAAUUUGUGGGAUUUUUUUAAAAAAAGAAAAUAAAAACAACCAAGUGAA